This is a messenger RNA of Acanthosepion pharaonis, 8805 nucleotides long. The record is from the annotation of a GenBank genome assembly. Lineage: Eukaryota; Metazoa; Mollusca; Cephalopoda; Sepiida; Sepiidae.
AUGCGGAGUUAUGAAGGAUACAGACUUUAUUUCUUAAUAAUACUCAUCACUGUUUUAUGGAUUGUCCCGGAAAAUCGAAUUUAUGGCAAAUUUGUGCGUAAAAAUGUCGACCACCUGACCUCGGAUGAGAUUCUCGAACUUCAAGUAGCGCUGCGUAGUAUGCAAGACGAUGAUGGACCCACAGGUUACCAGGCCAUUUCUGCCUACCACGGAGAACCAGCCGACUGUAAAGCUGCUGAUGGUUCAACCAUUGUGUGCUGUCUGCAUGGCAUGCCUUCAUUCCCCAUGUGGCAUAGACUCUACAUUGUGCAGUUCGAACAAGCAAUGGCUUCUCACGGUUCCAAACUUGGUGUUCCUUAUUGGGAUUGGACCAAACCCAUGACACACCUUCCAGAACUUGUACAGCAUCCAUUGUUUAUCGACCCAAGUGGUAAAAAGGCGAAGAAAAAUGUUUUCUAUUCUGGCGAAAUCAAAUUUGAACAUAAAAUUACAGCAAGAGCUGUUGAUGAUAGACUUUAUGAUGCUUCUAAGAAAGGCCACGAAAACUUUCUUUUGGAAGGAGUGCUUAACGCUUUGGAACAUGAAGAUUUCUGUCAUUUCGAAGUUCAAUUUGAGGUUGCCCAUAACCCUAUCCACUAUUUGGUCGGAGGCAGAAUAACUCACUCUAUGUCCAGUCUGGAAUACACAUCUUAUGAUCCUAUCUUCUUCUUGCAUCAUUCCAAUGUAGAACGACAGUUUGCUUUGUGGCAAGCCCUUCAAAAGCAUAGAGGACUUCCAACCAGAGCCAAUUGCGGUUUGAACCUUUUCCACGAACCAAUGGAACCGUUUGGUCGUGAAACAAAUCCGAUCGCCUUGACCAAGGACAACGCCAAACCCAGUAGCGUGUUCGAAUACGAUCAAUUGGGAUAUGAAUACGAUGACCUCACUUUGAAUGGAAUGAGCAUUGAAGAGUUGGAUAACCUGCUGAAAGCGCGACAGACCCGUCCAAGAGUUUAUGCUAACUUUAGGUUGGGAGGAAUCCAAACGUCUGCGAAUAUUAAAAUAAUGCUAUGUAUUCCUUCUAAAGACAAAAGACACAGUGAUAACUGUGAUAAUGAAGCUGGCCAGUUUUUUAUUCUUGGAGGCAUACACGAAAUGCCAUGGAACUUUGCUUAUCCCUACCUUCACGAAAUUACAAACAUUGUCAACGCUGUUGGAUUGGAGUUGGAAGGAGACUAUUAUGUAACGGUUAAGAUCACGGCCAUUAACGGAACUUUGCUGGCAGACGACAUAAUUCCACACCCAACUGUUUCUUAUAUUCCUCCCCGUGGAUUUCGUGACUCGAAAAUGCAAGACGUUGAUGAGACCAGACUAACAACCCGAAAGAAUGUCAACUCAUUGACUAAAGAAGAGGAAUACAAACUCAGGGUGGCCAUGGAACGUUUUAUGGCUGACAAAUCCAUCAAUGGUUACCAAGCCCUGGCCGAAUUCCACGGUCUUCCGGCAAAAUGUCCCCGACCAGACGCCCUUAACCGUGUAGCCUGCUGUGUGCACGGUAUGGCAACCUUCCCCCACUGGCACCGAUUGAUAAUCGUUCAGUUUGAAGACGCCUUAGCAGCUCGUGGCUCUCCCAUAGGUGUUCCCUAUUGGGACUGGACCAAACCCAUCAAAACACUUCCUCGGCUUGUUGCUGACGAAACCUACGAAGAUCCCUAUACCAACGAAACAAAGACUAAUCCUUUUUUUCAAGCGCCGAUAGAAUUCUUAAAGGCUGGCGUAUUCACUGCACGCCGAAUCGAUCCACAACUUUUCAUGCAGCCAGAAAUUGGUGACCAUGGCUAUCUUUUUGACGGUAUGAUGCUGGCCUUUGAGCAAGACGAUUUCUGUGACUUUGAAAUACAGUUCGAAAUAACCCACAAUGCUAUUCACGCUUGGAUCGGGAGCAACGAGACUUACUCCAUGUCCUCUUUGCAUUACACCUCAUUUGACCCACUGUUUUGGUUGCACCAUUCUCAGGUCGAUAGACUCUGGGCUAUUUGGCAAGCUCUUCAAAUCCAAAGAGGAAAGCCUUACAAAACUUACUGCGCUAACUCGGAAGUUCAUCGUCCUAUGAAACCGUUUGCUUUUGAAUCUCCGCUCAACAAUAACGAAAUUACAAGAGAACACUCGGUACCUACCAACGUCUAUGAUUAUCGAUCCGAAUUUGAAUACACUUACGAUACUCUCUUCUUUGGCGGCAUGUCCAUCCGAGCGUUGCAGAAUCGUAUCGACGCUAAUAAAGCUACAGACCGAGUAUUUGCUGGUUUUCUGUUCAUGUCCAUCUACACAUCGGCUACCGUGGACCUUUUUGUCAUUGUAGAUAACGACGAAAUUAGAAUUGGUUCGAUCGCGAUUCUCGGCGGCACUAAGGAGAUGCCUUGGCGAUAUGACCGACUCUAUAAGCAUGAAAUCACGGCUGCUCUCAUAGCACUCGGCGUAGAUAUACACGGGGAAUAUUUUCUCCGUGUCGAAAUUAAAGAAAUGAAUGGUACUGCCAUACCGGCUUCUGCGGUACCUCCUCCAAUUGUUAUUUUCGUGCCUAAAAAAGUGGAAAGUGUGAAAUUCGAUGAGACCCACCGGUCCAGAAAAGAUGUUGCCAGUAUGACCAAGCAAGAAAUGAACGAACUCCGAACAGCAUUGGCUGCUUUUGCCGCUGAUAAAACCAUUACUGGUUACCAACAAGUGGCUGCUUUCCACGGAUCUACUAAAUGGUGCCCUAGUCCUGACGCUGCUGUCAAAUAUGCCUGCUGUCAACAUGGUAUGGCCACGUUCCCUCAUUGGCAUAGGUUACUCACUGUGAACUUCGAAAACGGAUUGAGACGAAAUGGUUAUCAUGGAGGUGUUCCUUACUGGGACUGGACUCGUCCUAUUCAUGCCCUUCCCGCGCUUGUGGUCGAAGAACAAUACACAGAUGCAAAAGGAGAGGCACAUCCAAAUCCGUUCUUCAGUGGUGCCAUUGAUGGGGUUAACGCUAAAACAAGUCGAGCACCAUCACCAGCACUUUUUGAACAACCCGAAUUCGGACAUUAUACUCACCUUGCUGAUGAGAUAUUUUAUGCGUUGGAACAAGAAAACUUCUGUGACUUUGAAGUCCAGUUCGAAAUCGCACAUAAUCACAUCCAUGCUCUGGUCGGUGGAACAGAGCCCUACUCAAUGUCAUCCCUUGAGUAUUCUGCCUUUGAUCCGAUUUUCAUGCUACAUCAUUCGAAUGUCGACAGGAUCUGGGCUACAUGGCAAGCACUGCAGAAAUUCCGAGGAAAGUCCUACAAUUCAGCCAACUGUGCUAUUGAAAUGCUCCGUCGGCCAAUGUCGCCAUUCAGUCUGUCAAGUGAUAUCAACUCUGACGCACAAACUCGUGAGCAUUCUGUUCCUUUCGACGUGUUUGAUUACAAGAAAUCUUUCCACUACGAAUACGACACAUUAGAAUUGAACGGUCUGUCUAUCCCACAGUUGUCGAGAGAAAUCAACAGACGAAAGGCGAAAAACCGAGUGUUUGUCACUUUUAUGCUUGAGGGUCUUAAGAAAUCUCUUCUCGUUCAGUAUUAUAUUAAAGACGAUGCAAGUGAUAAAAAAAUGAAAGCCGGCGAGUUCUACAUUUUGGGAAGUGAAAACGAGAUGCCCUGGAAAUUCGAUCGAUCUUAUAAAGUAGAUAUCACCCAAGAGAUGGACGUAUUGAAUCUUCAUUAUGCCGGCAGUUACAGCAUUGAAUACACAAUGACAGAUAUGAAAGGAAACAAAAUAGACGACGUAGAAUUGGAACCUACCGUGAUAUUUGAGCCUGGUAGAGUCUUGUACGAAGAAGGCGGUUCCUGGAUUGAAGCUGCUACCAGUGCCAAUAGAAUCAGAAAAAAUUUGAACGCUUUAAACAAGGGCGAAAUUAAUUCACUCCGUGGUGCCCUCAAACGCAUGAAAAAAGACGGCAGAUUUGAAAGAAUUUCUUCAUUUCACGGACUUCCAGCUCAAUGUCCGGAUAGGUAUGGCAUCAUGAUUUACACAUGUUGUCUACAUGGUAUGCCUACAUUUCCGCACUGGCAUCGUCUCUACGUAGCCCUCUUCGAAGACGAAUUGCUGGCUUGCGGUUCUGGAGUUGCCGUUCCCUAUUGGGACUGGGUGGAACCAUUCGAUACUUUGCCAAAACUUUUCAACGAAGCUUCUUACUAUAAUUCCAGAACACUUCAUAUUGAGGAAAAUCCUUUCUUCAAAGGAAAAAUUAGCUUUGAAAAUGCCGAAACAGACCGUGACCCACGACCAGAACUCUUUAAUAACAAGUACCUCUAUGAUCACGCGCUCUUUGCGUUUGAACAAACAGAGUUCUGCGAGUUUGAAGUGCACUUCGAGGUUCUUCAUAACACAAUCCAUUCUUGGUUAGGAGGCCGCGAUCCCCAUUCCAUGUCUUCUCUUGACUAUGCUGCCUACGACCCUGUUUUCUUCCUUCACCAUAGCAACGUGGAUCGCUUGUGGGCUAUUUGGCAAGAGCUUCAACGUUACCGUAAAUUGCCAUUCAACGAAGCCAACUGCGCUUUGCCACUGAUGAACCAACCGAUGCGUCCAUUCAGCAAUAGUACGGCCAACCAUGAUCGUUUGACCUUUACCAACAGCAGACCAAGCGAUGUCUUUGACUACCAAAACGUCUUGCAUUAUAAAUACGACACUCUAUCCUUCAAUGGUCUCAAUAUAAUGCAACUUGCAAUUGCUUUGGAGAAGAGGAAAGCUGAAGAUCGUAUACUUGUCGGAUUUUUGUUACAAGGCGUGAAGGCCUCAGCGGACGUCCGAAUUUAUAUAUGCGUUCCUAUUAGUCAAACGGAAGAGAACUGCAAUAAUUACGCAGGCGUUUUUUCAAUUUUGGGCGGAGAAUCAGAGAUGCCGUGGAAGUUUGAUCGCCUUUUCCGUUACGAAAUCACCGGUGAGUUACAGCAUUUGGGGCUCAACCAGAUCAGUCAAUUCCGCGUCAAAACCGAAGUCAUCGCUGUCAAUGGCUCCAGUAUAUCCAGACCGAUUUUUCCUAAACCAACCAUCAUCUACAUUCCCAAACAAAGGCCGACAAAGAGGGUGCGAACGCAUGAAUCUCUCCAUGGCAACUUAGUGCGUAAAAAUGUCGAGCGCUUGUCGUUACAAGAGACAAAUUCGUUAGUGCACGCUAUGAAGCGAAUGCAUCUUGACAAAUCCUCGGACGGUUUUGAAGCCAUUGCUUCCUUCCAUGCUCUUCCUCCACUGUGCCCUAACCCGUUGGCGAAAAAACUGCAUGCUUGUUGCUUGCAUGGUAUGGCUACUUUUCCUCAGUGGCACAGGUUGCUCGUUGUUCAGUUUGAACAAGCCCUACACAGACACGGAGCCAAAAUAGGUGUGCCAUACUGGGACUGGACGCAUCCUAUAUAUGAGGUUCCGAGUUUUUUCGCUUCGGAACAAUAUAUGGAUCCUUUUACAGGCAUUGUAUCAGUCAACCCUUUUCAUCAUGGAAACAUUUCUUUUAUUAGUUCGGAUACAAUAACAAAACGGAAUAUAAGCGAUUAUCUUUUUGAGAGACCAAUUCUUGGAAAGCAGACCUGGCUCUUUGACAACAUCAUUCUGGCCCUGGAACAGACAGAUUAUUGCGAUUUCGAAAUCCAAUUCGAGAUUGUUCAUAAUGCCAUCCACACAUGGCUAGGGGGUAGCGAACUGUAUUCUAUGAACAAUUUACAUUAUGCCGCUUAUGACCCUGCUUUCUAUUUGCACCACGCCAAUGUCGACCGUCUCUGGGUUAUCUGGCAAGAACUACAGAAAUAUCGUGGCUUUCCAGUUUACGAGUCGAACUGUGCCCUCGAGUUGAUGAACGAGCCACUGAAACCCUUCUCGUUUGGGCCUCCCUACAAUCUGAAUCCGAUAACAUACAAAUACUCUAAACCGGCCGACGUGCUCAACUAUAAAGAACACUUCCAUUAUGAAUACGACAUGUUAGAGAUGAACGGAAUGUCGAUUCCUCAGUUGGAGUCUUACAUUCAAAAUCUGAAACAACACGACCGCAUCUUCGCUGGUUUCUUGUUGGAGGGAUUCGGUAGUUCAGCUUACGUAACAUUUGCGAUUUGUAAUUACUAUGACCAGUGUGGUAUGGGAAGUCAUUUUUUUAUCCUGGGUGGAAGUGAUGAAAUGCCGUGGGCCUUUAAUCGUCUUUAUCUCAUGGAAAUCACCGAUAUUCUCCGGCGUAUGAAUAUCAACUACAAUUCUCCUUUUGCCGUCAGAUUGUGGGCAAUUUCCCCCAAUGGAACCAUUUUCCCGGAAGGAACGCUUUCCGAACCGACUAUUAUACGCGUUCCUGCAGAGCAUGAAAAUCUCGGUGUGGCGAUUCCUCUGAACCGAAUCCGACGGAACCUUCAUUCCUUGGAGGAAAGAGAUGUCCAAAAUCUAAUGUCGGCUCUGACGCGGCUAAAGAAAGACGAAUCAAAUUCUGGCUUCCAAACAAUUGCUAGUUACCACGGUACGCCGAUGUGCCCCGAUCAAGAGAAUCCUAAAUAUGCCUGCUGUCUCCACGGAAUGCCGACGUUUCCACACUGGCAUCGGCUUUACAUGUUACAUUUCGAAGAAGCAAUACGUCGCCAUGGAGCCAAUGUGGCCAUUCCUUAUUGGGAUUGGACUUUGCCGAUAUCCAAGUUACCGGCUUUGUUUACAGAUGCCGAUUAUUAUGAUGCUCUGAGGGUAGCUGUCAUUGAAAAUCCUUUCUUGCGAGGUUAUAUCAAGGACGAAGACACUUUUACUGUCCGCGAUGUGCAACCAGAAUUGUACCAUAACAAAGAUGACGAGAAGUCUUGCCUCUAUAAACAAGUGAUGCUAAUGUUUGAGCAAGAGGACUAUUGCGACUUCGAAGUCCAACUCGAAGUGAUCCAUAACACUAUACAUUACUUGAUUGGAGGUCACCAAAAGUAUGCUAUGUCGAGCCUUACUUACAGCUCGUUCGAUCCGAUUUUUUACAUACAUCAUUCCAUGGUUGAUCGUCUUUGGGCCAUCUGGCAAGAAUUACAAUAUUUAAGGAAAUUGCCCUACAAUAAAGCCCACUGUGCUUUGGACCAGAUGUCCAUUGCAAUGAAACCUUUCAGCUGGGGAUCAAACCCGAACAUUUUCACUCGAGUGGCAUCCUUUCCGAGUAGCUUGUUCGACUAUCGGGGUCUCGGUUACAGCUAUGAUAAUCUCGACUUUCAUGGUAUGAGUCCUACCCAACUGGAAGAAGCUAUCCAAGAUCAGAAAAGACAAGAUCGAAUAUUUGCUGGGUUUCUGCUACACGGCAUUAAGAUUUCCGCUGACGUUCAGUUAAAGGUUUGCAACGACACCGAUUGUGCAGCAGCUGGAGUUUUGUUUGUUCUCGGGAGUCCCACGGAAAUGCCUUGGCACUUUGAUCGUAAUUAUAAAAUGGAUAUUACUGACGUGUUCAAAAAAAUGAGAAUCCCGUUCGAAGACCUCUUUAAGCAAAACAGCAGGAUCCAUCUUGAAGUUGAAAUCAAAUCAGUGGAAGGAAAGAAACUAGACGCUAAAACUAUUCCCAAACCUUCUCUCAUAUAUUCACCUGAAAAAAGUUUUGUAAAAAGUGAAGAUAAAGUUUCUGUUCGAGGAACAAUGAUUAGAAAGAAUGUGAAUAGCCUGAGACCUUCGGAGAUUCAAAACUUAAUGGAGACUUUGGCUGCUGUACAAGCAGAUCAUACCGAAAAUGGCUACCAGAAGAUCGCUGCUUACCACGGAAUGCCACUGAGUUGCCGUUACGCCAAUGGAACAGCCUACGCCUGCUGCCAACACGGAAUGGUUACCUUCCCUCACUGGCAUAGAUUAUUUGUCAAACAAAUGGAAGACGCCAUGAAAGCUAAAGGCGCGAAAAUUGGUAUUCCCUAUUGGGACUGGACAACAGCCUUUACCAGUUUACCAACGUUGGUCACUAGAACUGAAAACAACCCAUUCCACCACGCCCAUAUCGAUGUUGCCAAUACUGACACAACCCGGGCACCACGACCUCAGCUGUUUGAUGACCCAGAACAAGGUGAUCAGUCAUUCUUCUACCGUCAAAUAGCAUUUGCUCUCGAGCAGACUGACUUCUGUGAUUUUGAAAUUCAGUUUGAGAUCGGACACAACGCCAUCCAUUCCUGGGUGGGAGGCAGCAGCCCAUAUGGCAUGUCGACACUUCACUACACUUCUUAUGAUCCUCUCUUCUACUUACACCAUUCCAACACGGAUCGUAUCUGGGCAAUUUGGCAAGCCCUGCAGAAGUACCGAGGAUUGCCCUACAAUUCAGCCAACUGUGAGAUCAACAAACUCAAGAAACCGUUGAUGCCUUUCAGCUCUGAAAAGAACCAUAAUGUUGAAACAAAGGCACAUUCGACUGGCUUCAAAUCUUUUAACUAUCACGAACUGCACUACGAUUACGAUAACCUUAACUUCCAUGGAAUGACAAUUCCUCAGUUAGAUGUGCAUUUGAAGAAAUACCAAGAGAAAGACAGAGUGUUUGCUGGAUUCUUGUUGAGAACGAUCGGCCAAUCAGCUGAUGUUAACUUUGAUGUUUGCCGCAAAGAUGGAGAGUGUACUUUCGGUGGCACGUUUUCUAUCUUGGGAGGACAACACGAAAUGUUUUGGGCAUUUGACAGACUCUUCUUAUAUGACAUCUCCAAGAGUUUAUUGCAUUUGCGUCUCAAUGCUUAUGAUGACUUUGAUGUCAAAGUUACCAUUUGGGGCAUCGAUGGACAAGAACUGCCGUCCAAUAUCUUUUCGCCGCCAACCAUCAUGUUCAGACCAGGAUCCGGUACCCAACAUCGGUUUCAAGAGAAGAACGUUUGA